GACGCCCAAACAAAAACCCCGAGGAGGAGUGCGCAGGUUUUGACAUAAACACCUCCAGCUUACAGGGUAAGCUACUUGGCUGCAGCUUGCGUUCGAACAAGUGAGUCUUUCAAUGGCACACUCGACGGUGCACGUUAGCAGAUCGAGAGACCUCGACAAGCUCCUCCUCAGGCCCGGUCAUCUCGUCGGCCCCACCUUCGACCCAGGCACCGAAUUGAGGGACGACAUUCAAGAAUAUGUGAAGAUUUUGGUGGUUGGAGCGGGAGGUUUGGGCUGUGAGCUAUUGAAGGAUUUGGCCUUAUCGGGGUUUCGGAACCUAGAAGUCAUAGAUAUGGACCGAAUCGAGGUCUCCAAUCUCAAUCGCCAGUUUCUCUUCAGGCUUCAAGAUGUUGGAAAGCCUAAGGCUGAGGUGGCAGCAAAGCGUGUCAUGGAAAGAGUUGCUGGUGUCAAUAUUGUACCACAUUUUUGCCGUAUUGAGGACAAAGAACUUGACUUUUACAAUGAUUUCAACAUUAUUGUACUUGGGCUUGAUUCUAUCGAGGCUCGGAGCUACAUAAAUUCUGUGGCCUGUGGGUUUUUAGAGUAUGAUUCUGAUGACAACCCACGAGAAGAAACAGUCAAGCCCAUGGUAGAUGGUGGAACUGAAGGCUUCAAGGGCCAUGCUAGGGUUAUUGUUCCUGGGCUCACCCCAUGCUUUGAGUGUACCAUUUGGCUUUUCCCACCUCAAGUGAAGUUCCCAUUGUGCACUCUUGCAGAAACUCCUAGAACUGCUGCUCACUGCAUUGAGUAUGCCCAUCUAAUAAAAUGGGAUGAGGUUCAUAGUGGGAAAACUUUUGAUCCAGAUGAACCUGAACAUAUGCAGUGGGUUUAUUCAGAAGCUGUCAAGAGAGCGGAGCUAUUCGGCAUUCCAGGAGUUACAUAUUCUCUAACUCAGGGUGUUGUAAAAAAUAUUAUACCUGCUAUAGCUUCCACCAAUGCAAUUAUUUCAGCUGCAUGCGCCCUCGAAACCUUGAAGAUUGUCUCUGGAUGCAGCAAAACAUUGUCCAACUAUUUGACAUAUAAUGGUGUUGAAGGACUCCACACUAAAGUGACCGAGUUUGUGAAGGACAAAGACUGCCUUGUAUGUGGUCCUGGUGUUCUCAUUGAGCUAGAGACUUCAGUUACUUUACGAAAGUUCAUUGGUCUACUUGAAGAGCACCCUAAGCUACUCCUAUCCAGAGCAAGUGUUACGCAUCGUGGGAAGAAUCUGUACAUGCAGGCACCUCCAGUUCUCGAAGAGAUGACAAGAUCCAACCUCGAUCUUACUCUUUUUGUGCUGAUGGAUAAGACUCCAAAAGACAUUGUCCAUGUGACCGGCACCACGAGCAAGAGUGACAAGAAGACAUCAUUGUCGAUGAAACUACGCCUUGUUUUCAAGGGCGUUGAUGGGGUUGCCGAUAUGGACACGGCUGGUGGUGCGUAGUUUCUGUGCUGAUCCCAUUUUUACUCCAUGGAGGGUUUUUUCGUUUCCUUCUUUCCUCCCCCCUAUAUAUUCGACAGCAUAGAGAUGCAGGAUUUGGCGAGGUAGUUUGGAUGCCUUCUUUGUAAUACUUUUCUGGUGGUGUAAUUUGGAAAGAGCACUUGGAAAGCUGUGAAUUGGUCACCAAAGUUAAAUGAAGCAUUAGAGACUUUACUUCA
This is a messenger RNA of Rhododendron vialii, 1677 nucleotides long. Its product is annotated as NEDD8-activating enzyme E1 catalytic subunit. The record is from RefSeq and is a predicted model, not a curated record. NCBI's taxonomy places the organism in Eukaryota, Viridiplantae, Streptophyta, Magnoliopsida, Ericales, Ericaceae. Gene Ontology annotation, cellular component: nucleus; cytoplasm. Bases 113 to 1462 code for a protein of 449 amino acids. The transcript has 9 exons. Gene Ontology annotation, molecular function: NEDD8 activating enzyme activity. Gene Ontology annotation, biological process: protein neddylation.